AUGGAUCAUCAAAAUUGGUUUGACCAGUUUGAGGAAUUUCCAUCAACACCCAAUAUCCACAGUAGUCAUCAAUUCUAUGUGCCGACAGCGGAUGAACCUGAGAUUGCCUUGUCAUCAGAGGAAAUAAUUAAGGUGGUCGGCGCUCAGUACAAUCUGAACUGCACUUUUGCUGUUCCUUCCCUUCCUAGGGAAGAGCAGAACGGGAUUGAAUUGGCUCAUCUCCUUUUGGCCUCGGCAGAGAUGGUUAGCAAUCAGCAAUAUGAACAAGCCUCCAGGCUUCUAAGCCAAUGCAUGAAAUUCUCUUCCCAGCUGGGGAACCCCAUAGAGAGGCUCUGUUAUUAUUUUUUCGAGGCCCUCCAAGAGAGAAUCGAACACCAGACCUGCAGUGUGCCCAAUAAGGGGAAAGAAAAAAUCCCUAAUUUUGCCAGCAAUUACAAAAGUUAUUAUGCAAAAGGUGAGUUUUAUUCUGUACUCGCUGUGUGUACUACUGUACUUCCCUAUGGCAAAAUGAUAGAAUUCACGGCCGUCCAAGCUAUCCUUGAUGCCGUGGAGGAUGAGAAAAGAAUUCAUGUCAUUGAUCUGGGAAUUCGAACUGGGUGCCAAUGGGCAGCAUUGAUUGGGUCUCUCUCUGUAAGAGUUUCUUCUUCUUCCAUUGAGCAUCUAAAGAUCACAGCUGUUGGAGUGAAUUCUGAUGACCUAGAAGGCAGUGGAAGAAGGCUUACAGAGUUUGCUAAAUCUAUGGCCAUUAGCUUUUCCUUUAGUUCAGUCAAGAUCUCAAGUUUUGAGGAUAUUAACGAAGCUUUAUUUGAUAUUGAAGUAGGAGAGUUCGUGGCGGUAUAUGCUCCAACUGUUUUCAGAACUUUGUUAUAUGACCCUACUCUUCUAGCAAAUACUGUUAAUGUUAUCAAGAAAUUAAAUCCCGACAUUCUGCUGAAUUCGGAAAUAGAAGGGCAGCAUAAUUCCCCCUAUUUUGCUGAUCGGUUCACUGAGGCGCUUAUCUAUUACAGCGCUUACUUUGACUGUUUGGAGGCUGUGCUGCCCGACCGAAAGGAUUUAAGAAGGCUCAAGUAUGAGGAAGCCUUUUGUGGGAGUCAAAUAAGAAAUAUGAUAGCCUGCGAGGGGGAGUACAGGAGGGUGAGACACGUUAGAAUGGAUGUGUGGAGGUCUUUCUUCAGGCGAGAGGGAUUUAGAGAAAAGAAAUUCAGCUAUCUGGCUUGGUAUCAGGCAAGAUUAUUGCUCAAGCAAUAUGUUAAUGCAGAACGUUUUACUAUUGAACCGAAUGGAUCUGCUAUGAGCGUAGGGUGGAAUGGAAGGCUGUUGCACACACUGUCUAUAUGGACCUGUAAGACAAUGCACAAGGGUUACUAA
This is a messenger RNA of Cryptomeria japonica (Japanese cedar), 1368 nucleotides long. Its product is annotated as GRAS family protein RAM1-like. The transcript has a single exon. Bases 1 to 1368 code for a protein of 455 amino acids. Gene Ontology annotation, biological process: regulation of DNA-templated transcription. Gene Ontology annotation, cellular component: nucleus. Lineage: Eukaryota; Viridiplantae; Streptophyta; Pinopsida; Cupressales; Cupressaceae. Gene Ontology annotation, molecular function: sequence-specific DNA binding; DNA-binding transcription factor activity. The record is from RefSeq and is a predicted model, not a curated record.